Hydractinia symbiolongicarpus is the source of this 3669-nucleotide messenger RNA. RefSeq lists its product as uncharacterized. The coding region runs from base 396 to 2330 and encodes 644 amino acids. The record is from RefSeq and is a predicted model, not a curated record. The transcript has 5 exons. Lineage: Eukaryota; Metazoa; Cnidaria; Hydrozoa; Anthoathecata; Hydractiniidae.
AUUUAUGCUUAAACCUAGAGGUGAAGUACCACUCCAGCCAGAAGUGAAACAGAUCGGAUUGAAAAUUUGUGAUUUCAUAAAUUUGAUUUAUUAAUUGAUAAAAUGUUCCGUUCUGAUCUGAUUUAUUGAAACCAUUUUAACUUUUCUUGUAGACAACAAGGAAAAAAGUAUAAAAAACAGAACAACAUAGCCAAUUAAAUAUUAAACUAUUAUUCUUGUUUUAUUUGGUUACGAUCCAUUUUUAUAUUACGUGGAAAUUCACCGUAUGCCAUGCUACAAAAGAAAAAUUGGUAUAUAUUGUGUUAGUCUUUUUAUGCUCUAUAUAUAUAUAUUUAUAUAUAUAUAUAUUUCUCAUAAAGAGAACAGAUAAAUAUAAUCUCAAUGGUUAUUGGAAUAUGGAACCAAGGAAGCUUGUCUAUUCAGGAUUAAUGAGAAAAUCACCACCUGAGGAAAAAAUUGAGAAAAAUUAUAAGUGGAGGAAACGACAUUUCAAGCUAUGGUCUGACAAAACACUUGAAUAUUACAAGCGCAAAAAUGACUUGAAACCACUCAAGGAACCCAUCGAAUUAAAUUCAUGUUUGGAAAUUAUAAAAAUGAAACCUGAAUAUAAAAAAUAUUUGAAGCAGACAAGAUAUAAAUGGGGAUUUUGUCUUUCAACGCCUACCCGAUCGUAUAAUUUGGUUGCCAUAUCUAAAGAAGAGAAGGAAUUGUGGAAAAAGCAUCUUGCUGCAGUUUGCAACUUUGGACCAGAUUUAAGAAGACCAGUAGAAGAUAUCCAUGAUAUAAUGACUGACGCCCAACAGCAUCGUGAUUCAAUAUCAUCAAAAGGAAGUAGUGUUUCUAGAAAAUCUUUCAGUACCUCGUCAUCAUCAGAUCCUGGCAGUGCGAUAUUACAUCGUGUUAACCAAGUAACGACUACUGAUGGUGUCAUCAAUAAUGAUGUUGAUGAAGAUGAUAAUUAUAAUGAUGAUGAUGCUUUGUCUUCCUCCGGUAGCUCCAAUGAAGCUGAUGAUACAUAUGAUACACCAAGACCUAGUAUAUGCAGUGACAGGACUGGUUCUUUAUCAACUGUUGACAGUUCAAGGAUAGAUAGUUUUGCAAGUGCUCGAAAUGAAUCCAUAUCCAGUAAUUUUAGUGAUAAAUCAAAAGCAAUGCCUAAUGAAAAUGAUGAUUACCUAGUUAUGACGGAAAACGAUGUGUCUAUUCCAGAUGAGGAAGACAGCAGCGAUGUUUACCAGGACAUGGGAGUCGUUUCUCCCAUUAACCACAUUAAAAUCACUCCAGAAUGGGGCUCAAAGAAACAAAGUUCGACUAAAAUUCGGACGCUAUUUUCGCCUAACGGAGAAAGUUACGUACAAAUGAACCCCGUCCCUGGGUCUGAUUAUAUACCAAUGGAUGACAAAAAACCUGAACCUUUUGAGAAAAAUAAGAAAUUUAAGCAAAUCAACAAGUCGUUGUCCUUGCGUCCCAAACCGUCUCCAUCUCUGGCUGCAAUACCAAGAGCUUCCACCAUGCAAAUUCAAAGAACUUAUCCCGCAAAAUCAGAGGACCCUUACUUAGCCGCUAUACCAGAUGUGAAAAAUAAAUGCAUAAAUGAACCACCAGUCCUAGCGGAGCCUGUUGCACCGGAUGUCUGCAGAGAAACGAAACCGUCACCUUCAAUUGAUCGGUCAACCAAACCAAGACUUGUCAAACAAACUUCGUACGUAGAUUGGUAUAAACGACCACCUUUGCACCAUACGACUAACCUUAACAUGUCAUUUGACACAGGACAGUUUCGGCGUGCUUACGAUGAGUCUCACGCUUACAUGCAACAUAACAUAAUGAACCCGUCUCAAUAUGAUAAUAACACUACGCGACGUUUUAAUGAUCAAACUGACUUUGGAGAUUACUCUAACCAUAGGUUAAAAAGCCAUAAACAAGACUUUCGUAAUGGAGCUGUGAAUUACUGUAAUGUUGAUUUGAACGAGUUACGACGGCUUAAACCUAAUAAUAAUAAUAACAAUUACCAAGAAAGUGUAGGCGAUCUUUAUGCGAAUUUUGAUUCUUGUCAAAUUGAGGAUGAUAAUAUUUACGAGGUUGAGAACAUUGAUUAUAAGAAUGAAGAAUUACCAACACCACCUGAUAUUGCAGAAACAUUUAAUGGAAUUUCAGUGCAGGGCUAUGAGAAUGUACAGGCCACACCCAGAAGCCCAACGGAGGGUUUAAAUUAUGUGGAGUGUCAACCAGCCAGUCAUGAAAUGACAGGCGAACUUGGUGAAACAAAAACUGGUACCCAUUAUGUCAUGGUCGAUACAUUAAAAUCUCAAGCGGUUAAAAAAUUGAGAUGAAAAUUAUGAUUUUUGUAAAAUGAAAUAAAAACAGUGUGGUGACCUUGCAUUAUUUUUGAGAAUCACUUGAAUUUUCUUCUGAAACAAAUUAAAAUUCUGGAAGUGAAACAGUUUUAAUAAAAAAAAAUGUCUAAAAAUUUGAUAUUAAUUGAUAAAGGAUGUAAAAAAAAUAAUUAUUUACGUCACCUUCCAGCAACUAGACGACCAGUACAAUAUACAAUCUUAAACGUAAAUUUAAAAUUUGAAAUGCUUUAGCAACUUUUUUUUCAUCAUCUCUAUCAACUAAAGUUUUAUAUAUUCAGUUUAUAUUGUUUUUCAAUAAACGUUCAAUGUACGUUGUAUGAGAAGUUAUUGUGUACAAAAUCUUGAUUUUGAUUCAUGUACUACGCUUUUUUUUCCACGAUUCAAAGUUUAUAUUUUUUAUAUAUUUGUCGUUUUUUAAAGCAAUAUUUUUCGUAUAUGUUUUUAACAGUAAUAUUUUCUAUUCAAUUUUUUUGCAUUAAGCAAUUUUUCUAUGUAUUUUAUAUAUAAAGUAGACGAUGUAUACACGAUAUGUCGUUGAUUUUUUCCUCUUUUUUUAUAUAUAUAUAUAUAAAAACUCUUCUACCAACUAUGUAUACACCAGAUGUGCUGUGACAGAUGGACUUUUGAAAAUUAACUUUGUGAGGAAAGAUAAUUUGUGUGCUUUUUUUUUAAGCAAUUCAAAAAAAUAGAAAGUUUUGAUAUUAAAGAAUUCCUCAAUACUUCUUUUAUACCUUUAUACCUUCAGUUUUUACGAAUUUUCGCGUAUUUUGACCAAAUUUAGAGAAUUAAAGUCCUUGAGAAUUUCUUAAAACGCCAUUCGCUUUCUUAUAAGCUUCAUCUUGCAAGCACUGUGAGGUUCAAGUCUUUUAAAAAAACAAAUCAACUUGUGACAACAAGCAGUGGAAGUGAGUGAAAACAAAGCUUUUAGAAGAGCAACAGUUUUCCAAACUGUCCUCAUUCUAGAAAUCAUGUAAGAUUCCAUACAACAACAGAAGUUUAAUUUCAAUUGGCGCAUUAUCCUAGCAAAUAAACACGUGACUUUGAUAGUUGUGCCUCGAAAAUGCAGAAACGUAAGCAACAAUGAGCCUAACUAAAAUUUUGCGUUGCCUUUUAAUAAACGUGUACACGCCGUAUAACAAAAAAUAUGUGGCCAAAAAUCGUCAUUCAACAAAAAUAAGUACUAACUUAUCGUACGCAAAAUAUAAUUCGUACUGGAGCUUAAAUUAUUUUAUUUUGUUCAAUUUAUAUAUUUUUUAUUUUUUUAUUAUUUUACCAUGUUUAUAUAUAUAUGUUUAAUAUACAGUUUGUUGAUCAA